UUUUGCUAGCAUCACUGCCACAGUGGGAGUCUCUGAAGAAGAAGACGUAACGCCAGCUCAGUUGACGUAGUGGUGGCCCGUGGUGCUCUUGCAAUGAUCACCACAUCUAUUUAUCUUGGUGAUUACAACUAGCCAGUGGGAGUUGCUAUGAAGGCGGGGGCCUCAUCCAUGUGGGCAUCAUGCUGUGGUCUGUUGAAUGAGGUGAUGGGCACAGGUGCGGUCCGAGGGCAGCAGACGGGGUUCGGGACCGGUGCGGGCCCCUUCCGGUUUGCUCCCAGUGCUGGAUACUCCACAUAUCCCCCCACCAGCUCAGGGAGCCCCAGCCUGGUUUGCAAGGCCUGCGGGCAGGCUUUCUCCGUCUUCAGAAGGAAGUACAUGUGCUGCGACUGCAAGAAGAGCUUCUGCUCGCUGUGCUCCGUGCUGCAGGACAACCUGCGGCGCUGCACCACCUGCGACCUGCUCAGGGCGACAGCCUUCCAGCGGCCACUGCUCAUGCGGCUGCGCGUCAAGGACCUGCGCCAGUACCUGCUGCUGCGCAACAUCCCCACCGACACCUGCCGCGAGAAGGAGGACCUGGUGGACCUGGUGCUGGUCCACCAGGGCGCCGAGAGUGACGACGGUGACGAGGAGCCCGACACGCCCACGCUGCAGUCUCGGCCACUCUACGAGCCGCCACCCGCCGCCCUGGAGCCCCCCGUCUCCUCUCCCGCCCAGAUCUCCCCUGUCAAUGCCUCUCAGGGAGAAGCCAUCAGCAGGAGCAAUAGCUCAGGGUCCACCAAUCAGGACAUAGGUGAUGCCACCUCCCUGUCUCUCCUUAACCUGGAGCCUACUGACCACACCCCCGAGGUGAGUCCGCAGACACGCCGGCGUGCACGGGCCUCACUCUCGGACCUGUCUUCGCUGGAGGACGUGGAGCGGCUGACCGUGCGGCAGCUCAAGGAGAUCCUGGUGCGCAACUUCGUCAGCUUCUCGGGUUGCUGUGAGAAGUGGGAGUUGGUGGAGCGCGUGCGGAGGCUGUACCGCGAGAACGAGGAGAACCGCAAGUCCAUGGAAAACGUGAACAGUGCCAUCACUGCCGUGGUUGCCUAUCCCCCGCCAAUCUGCAAUGGUGGAAUCGGAGAUGGCGUGCAGUCUCUGCUGGUUACUGACGAGAACCUGUGCCGGAUCUGCAUGGACGCGGUGAUCGACUGCGUGCUCCUGGAGUGCGGCCACAUGGUCACCUGCACCAAGUGUGGCAAGCGCAUGAGCGAGUGCCCCAUCUGCAGGCAGUACGUGGUGCGUGCCGUGCACGUCUUCAAGUCCUAACCCUAACCCAGCAAAGGACCCACUGUUUCUGGGGACGGACGGACGGACGGACGACACAACAAUAACAAUAACGACAACACACUGAACGUACAGACUUAACAAAAGCAAACAUGCUUGGCAAACCGCUACAUGCACACACUGGACUGGACGUCUGCACCGUUGUUUGGCCGCAGGUCGAUCGCUGAGACAUCAGAGGCUCCUGUGACCCAGGCGGAACUGUGGAAAGGACCUUGUCUGUGACGCGCUGAAGCGUCACCUUUCUUCCAAAUACUAGCGGUCGGAGCCGGAGACUGUGUCCGCGAGGCCGUGGUUUGCAGAGUGGUGUGGCACGAACGUUCAGAGGACGUCUUCGACAACGGCUUCUGCAAGCUCUGGGCAAAUGCUUGAAGGAGUCAAGAGCUUACCCGCCUGGAGGGAUGUGUGUGUGUUUCUAUGGGUGGCCUUGCAUGUGUAACACUGUGUGAACUCUGCUAACACUGGGGCUAGUUGUGAAAACGUCUCUUACUCUGUCGUGUUUGUCCAUGAAACAGUGGGCAUGCAACACGUAACAUGAUUCAGGUACACCGGUUGGUUUCAAGGAUUCCCAUGCCUCGUUUAUGUGAAUUUAGGUUCUUUCUUUGGUGUCGAACUCCUGUGUUUUGUUUGUUUGUUUGUUUGUUUGUUUUUCUGCUUUCAGUCAGCUCAUCAGUGUCAUGGCAGUCUGAGUUUAAAUGUGCUGGCAGAAGAGACAUUGGCGUUGGCGUUGGCGUUGGCCCAGACGUAGUGUAGCCUGGCAGGCAGGUUUGUGGUUGUAUGGAAGGGAUAGACCAGGGAACAUUUGAGGAAGAGGGAUUGUUUUUAGCAGAGACCUGAAGUCUAUUUGUGACUUUACCCAAGUGAAUUUCUUGUACUGUACGGCUGCAGAGGAGUAUGGAGGGGAUUUGGUGCCAAUUAUCUGUGUGUGUGUGUGUGUGUGUGUGUGUGUGUGUGUGUGUGUGUGUGUGUGUGUGUGUGUGUGUGUGUGUGUGUGUGUGUGUGUGUGUGUGUGUGUGUGUACACAGGAAAACGUCAUCACACACCAUUCCAAUGCAACAUGCCUCCCAGCAGCAGUCAUUGAGCCAUCCUCACCUAUGCGCAGUUUUCCCAGUCUAAACGCAAGUGCUAGAUCUCAAACACGCUGCCUCAGCAGCAGCAGCAGCAGCAGCAACCCGUAAACCGCUUCUUCGUCAGAGCUCUUACUGGACUCUAGUAUGUGUCGUAGUCAAGCGGGUGUGUUGACGUUUAUUCUUGUGCCAGUCCAGACUGACCGGGCAAGACUUCUUAGGCAGAGAAUCAAUUCAAUCUAAAUGACUGGUCUUCGAAGAUCUUCUAUAUGCCACUGUUCUGGGUCCAAUUCAUGAUGACACCAAAAUACUAAACUGAGAGGGGGAUGGAGGAUUCUAGAUAUCAUCAGUGGUAUCUGAUAAUGUGCUUAGAAACGUGAUGCUUUUGGGUGAGGUAGGCUUUAAUGGACAAAAGCAGCUAUCCAAUGGCUCCUUCUCUCAUCUCUACUGUAGAAGUCCGUAAGCUGAGACGUUCAGAUGGCAGAUCGGUAUUUCAAUGUGAACACUCAUGAUCCAGUUAAUAGAGGCUCUCCCUAGGGUUUGACUAGACAUCACGUUAUUCGGGGGAUAACAUGUCCUGUCCUGAUAUUCCAGCCCUGAUAUCGGUGUCCCAAUACAUUUUUGAAAUGAUGUAAUUUUAUGCCAUAUUUUAAAAACCAACAAGAGAUUGCUUGUUUUUUUGUUUUUUUUUAUGCAUAAUCUAUCUUUCAGAUGCCAGCAUAUCCAGUUCGGCAGGAAUGUUUUUUCUUCCAUAACAAAUCUUAGUAGGGUCGUCCGCCACUGUCAAGUGCGUGUUGGAGAAACGCUGACUUGGAGGUCGUGUCCAUCCAAGCCACACGCAGUAUGCAGCUGAGCAUGCCUGUUUUCAGCCUCGUUCAGCCUGGUCCUUGCAGUGCAUUUGCUGCUCUGUUGUGUCUAAGCACGGCCAUUUUGCUGAAGAAGGGUAGCAUUAGG
Clupea harengus (Atlantic herring) is the source of this 3341-nucleotide messenger RNA. RefSeq names its product ring finger protein 34a (gene rnf34a). Gene Ontology annotation, molecular function: ubiquitin protein ligase activity. Gene Ontology annotation, biological process: negative regulation of extrinsic apoptotic signaling pathway via death domain receptors; protein K48-linked ubiquitination; proteasome-mediated ubiquitin-dependent protein catabolic process. The record is from RefSeq and is a predicted model, not a curated record. Gene Ontology annotation, cellular component: plasma membrane; cytoplasm. Lineage: Eukaryota; Metazoa; Chordata; Actinopteri; Clupeiformes; Clupeidae.